Postia placenta MAD-698-R-SB12 is the source of this 930-nucleotide messenger RNA. RefSeq lists its product as hypothetical. Lineage: Eukaryota; Fungi; Basidiomycota; Agaricomycetes; Polyporales; Adustoporiaceae. Bases 1 to 930 code for a protein of 309 amino acids. The record is from RefSeq and is a predicted model, not a curated record. The transcript has 6 exons.
AUGUCGGGACCGCCAUCGGAACAGACCAUUGAAGAAUUGCAAUACGAGCAAGUGGAUCUAUUGCAUCUACAGAAUUCUGUAGGACUUACAUCCGUGCCAUGGUGUAGCUUCCGUCUCAAUUGUAUCAAUUAUGCAUGUGUUGCACUUCUGAUUUAUUAUGUUGCCCUGAACUUGCCACCUGACAUACGGCGUCUGUGGGGGCGAAGAUCCAUUGCCACACUACUUUCUGCCAUAAACUGGUUUGCUAUCAUUGGCACUAUCAUUACGAAUACCCCUCUUCCAGCUAAUACUAUCCAAGUAUCGUCGCUCGCUCCUAGUAUAUCUCUGGUCGUCCCGGACAUCCUCGUUGUCGUAGCAACAUGGUACUAUAUCAGCCGUACAAGCUCGAUGAGAACACAACUGGUACAUGAUAUGUGGACUGCAAGACCCAAUCUCAUAACCGUUAUGUUCCGACAUGGUACAUCGUAUUUCCUGUAUGUGGAGAAGAACACGUACGUGUUUGAUAAUACUCAUUGCAGGCACAGCACUAUCUCGCUGCCGAACGUUGCUGAUCUCGUCGCAAUCAGUAGCUCUGACAUCGCGGUAGAUAUAUCAUAUUUGACUGCAGUGAUGUCAAGCAUACUCGUCUCCCACUUCCUCAUCUGCAUCCGCGAAGCCGCAGAGCGCUCAACACAGGCAUUGAGCUCCCGGUCUCUGUCUUUCAUUGACUCACAAGGCAACUCUGUCUCCCGAUCGUGGCUCUCUAGCAUAGAGUUUGCCGCCGACAUCGCCAACCCCUCUGCGCGAGGAAGUGGCGUAAAUGCUUUCUCUGAUCUCGAAGACGACUUGGAUUCAAGAGGCGAAGAUGACUCAGGAGACGCGAGUAAUGAUGGAGUAGAGCUAGAGGAAUACUUAGCCUCUGUCCGUUCUGUAGAUGCACGCACAUCCUGA